This is a messenger RNA of Misgurnus anguillicaudatus (oriental weatherfish), 780 nucleotides long. The record is from RefSeq and is a predicted model, not a curated record. NCBI's taxonomy places the organism in Eukaryota, Metazoa, Chordata, Actinopteri, Cypriniformes, Cobitidae.
AUGAUUUUCUCUCUUCUGUUACUUUUCGUGCUGAAUGGUGUGUUUGGUGAUGAAGUGAAGUCAGUGUCAGUGAUGGAGGGAGAUUCUGUUACUCUACACACUGAUAUUACUGACAUACAGAGAGAUGAUCACAUACUGUGGAACUUUGGACCUCGAGAGACUCGUAUAGCUGAAAUCUAUAAGAAAAGCAUUGAUAUGUAUAACAGUAAUGAGAUAUUUGGAGACAGACUGAAGCUGGACAGUCAGACUGGAUCUCUCACCAUCACAAACAUCACAAUCACAAACUCUGGACUUUAUAAACUACAGAUCUUCAGAAACAAAGUGACUUCAUACAAGAGAUUCAAUAUUACUGUCUAUGAUGUGCAGUUUCCACUCAUGUCCACAACUGAACUUUAUCACGAGAACACAAAUUUUGUUGUUGAUGGAGAUGAAGUGAAGUCAGUGUCAGUGAUGGAGGGAGAUUCUGUUACUCUACACACUGAUAUUACUCAAAUACAGACAGAUGAUCAGAUAGUUUGGAUGUUUGGACCUCAAGACACUCUUAUAGCUGAAAUCUCUAAGAAAAUCAUUGAUAUGUUUGACAGUAAGGAGAUAUUUGGAGACAGACUGAAGCUGGACAGUCAGACUGGAUCUCUCACCAUCACAAACAUCAAAAUCACAGACUCUGGACUUUAUAAACUACAUAUCUUCAGUAACAGAGGAAAUUCAUACAAGAGAUUUAAAGUUACUGUCUAUGGUGAGUUUAAUAUCAUUCAGAAACAGUCAUUCUGCAGACAUUAA